UUACUAUAAUUAUUGACACACCAACUAGUCCAGUUGCCACUGGUUCUUCAAUUACAAUCUCUUGGGGGAUUACAGAGGAAAUACCGACAAAUCCUUAUGUCUUAGAAAUCAUCAAUAUAGAUAAUGAAGCAAACAUAACAAUAAACGGUACAUUAGACCUUAGCGUCUAUAAAAUAAAAUGGAUAAUCGAUGUUGAGCCGGGAACUUAUAAAUUUGUUAUCAAAAGCCUUGAUAAAAGUACCACAUGUUCGUCUGAUACAUUCACUGUCAUAAUCGUGUCUGUAGCAAAUUCGCCUUCCUUAAAUUCAUCAACACCUUCAUCUCAAAAUCCUCAAAACCCUCAAAAUUCCCAAAACCCUCAAAACCCUCAAAAUUCUCAAAAUUCUCAAAAUUCUCAAACAUCACAAAUAUCACAAGUUAUAACUACAAGUUAUUCUAUUACUAAAACUACAUCUUCACCCGCUACUUCUUCUACGAACAAUGCAGACAAACCAGAAACUAACCCUAAUACUGGUCCUAAUGCUGGUCCUACUAAUACUGGCACAAAUAAUUCAAUUAUAUCUGUGAAUAUUUUAGGUUUUAUCGGUAUAACGGCCGGUGCAAUUGCUGGAAUUAUGCUAUUAACAACCGGUUCCAUAAUGAUAGCAAGGAGUAGACAAAUUCCUUAA
Molecule: messenger RNA, 668 nt
Organism: Dentiscutata erythropus
Lineage: Eukaryota; Fungi; Glomeromycota; Glomeromycetes; Diversisporales; Gigasporaceae
Source: the annotation of a GenBank genome assembly